UUGUUGCAAAAUAUUGCGCUAACAUUCAAAAUCUGUUUAUAAAUGCAGUGUUUCCAUGAUUUGUGUCAGUACUGUACCUGUAAUUGCAUUGUUGUUAUUCUACCUGUCUUUUUGUAUGGUGAUUAUUGUGUAAUUUUGUUAGAAUUUCUUUGGAGUGUCUAUUUUCUCAUCAAUUAUACAGCACUGUAGCUGUUUAUGUAUCAAGCAAUUCGUGAUUACCUUUGGGAUUACCUGUCAAAAAUGGUAUGACUUGUUUGAUGCCAAUACCCCCUGGACAGAAUAGAGUUUUAUCUUUGGGGUGGUGGUAAGAGCAUUGGUGGGGAGGGGGUGAUGGUUUAUGGAACUUAAUAUUUUGCUCACUGAGAGGUAAGGGUGUGAACAUGCUGUUUUUCCCGCUGAUCAUCCUGUUUUUCCUUCACAUAAUGGGGUGGACGAGGUGUCAGAGUGCCGCUGGUGUCUGAGGAGAACGUCAAGUGACAGCAGAGAUGGAUGACAGAAAACGCCAGAAAGGCGAGCGCCGUGAACUCGCAAACUGGAGUGUGCACACCACUAGGGGGCGUGGUGACAGGCCUGAUCGUGCUGCUCUCUCUGGUCUUCCUCAUGCCACUCUUUUGCUACGUCCCUAAGGCCGCUCUAGCUGCGGUCAUCAUCUCCUCUGUGGCUCCCAUGGCUGACCUCCGAGGGUACCAGGAGAUCUGGGAGGUUGGAGGAGUGGACCUGGUGUCUUUCCUGGUGACCUUCCUGGUGAGCUUCUGGGAGAUGCAGUAUGGCAUUGUCGGAGGUGUAGCUUUUUCCGGAGCAAUCCAUCUGUUCAGUUUUACUAGAAAAAAGCUCUCUGUGAACUCCAGCAUACAUCACUCAUGACUCACCCUGGAGAAACUUGAACAAUGUAUCAGCAGGUCACCUCCUCACCUGGAUUAUUUUGCCCUCAGUAAUCCUAUCAAUUUUGAACUUCCUUGAUGAUAUUUAACCAUAUAUUUCAUAAAAAUGUAAUGUUUCCUCAAAAACUGAUGCACAUGAAGUUACAGGAAGAGAAAUAAUGUGUCUGGGGAAGAUUGCGUUGAGAUGUUCUUGUAAACCUUCGCCAUCUCAACCAAACAUGGUGCAUCAGUGACCUCCGGUGGUGGAUGCGAGAACCGCGCAGCUCUACUGGUGGACUAUUGGGUGAAAUCAAGGGCAGAGGAAAGCAGGGGAACUCCAGAGGACAAGUCGUGCUUGUCUGCACUCUCCCAAAUUGAGAAAGGAAGUUGCAGUGAUGAGAUGGACCUAUGUGUGCAACUGGACAUUUCAAGUUGGAUAAAAAAUUGAGGAUGAACGAAAAAAAAAACUGCAAGCAGAAACACUCUAAACUAGGCCAAGCCAUAGAGUAGUUCUGUAUAGUGGUGACCACUCCCUUGAGUGGAUGCAAUUUUAUAUAGAACCUUUUUAUCAUAUAAUGUGAAAGUGCUUUAAAGUGAAGAAGGGAAGCUUACCUCAGCCACCAAUGUGUAGCACCCACCUAGGUGAUCCAUGGUAGCCAAAUGCACAAGACUUCUCACUACACAUCAGCACAGGCAGAGAGGAGGGAAAGAUUAGGCAAUUAAAUAAAGGGGUCAUAUAUUAUUGGAAAAUUGAGGUAAUGUGUGUGUGUGUGUGUGUGUGUGUGUGU
Messenger RNA from Anguilla anguilla (European eel), 1648 nucleotides. RefSeq names its product sodium-independent sulfate anion transporter-like. The record is from RefSeq and is a predicted model, not a curated record. Gene Ontology annotation, molecular function: sulfate transmembrane transporter activity. Gene Ontology annotation, biological process: transmembrane transport. The transcript is spliced from 4 exons. NCBI's taxonomy places the organism in Eukaryota, Metazoa, Chordata, Actinopteri, Anguilliformes, Anguillidae. Bases 490 to 864 code for a protein of 124 amino acids. Gene Ontology annotation, cellular component: membrane.